GCCAGUACUUUGGGUCGAUUUACUGGGGGAUUCAGUUUGACCUUUUUAGCUUUAAUAAGUGUGUGUUUUUUUGCCUUGAAAAAUGGACGUUUCAGUCGAGGCAAAAACCAAACCGCUUGCCACCUUGUCUGCCUACAGUUACAUCCCACCACGACGAAAGGACCCAAAGGAAAUGUCGUUUUAUAACCAAGUCUCCAAGGCCCCGGAAGUCUCCAUGUACGACCAAGUGUUCAAUCAGACUGAGGGUUACGACAUGAGGCUGCACCGGGAUGACAGGAAACACUAUAAAGGGAGAGGGCUGGACAUAAACAAGGAGGAGAAGUCACUGGUCAUUCCGCUGCGCUCCUCUGCAGAGUACGGCCGUCACCCUGUUCCUGCCCUCUACCAACCGAGCCGGCAGUACUGUCGUGUCGCUUGCAUAAAAGCCGAAUUUUUCAGGAAAAACGGGAUCAUCUGGAAUGUGGCAGAGGCGUACGGAUCAGUGACCCCUAUUUGAAUCAUAAAAUAAGAUGAAAGUGAAAAUAAUAAACCAGUGUUAGCAUGUAGAUAUCAGUUGAAUCGAUGAAAAGAAAUCAGGAUCAAGCAAACCUUUAGUCAGGAUACACUUCAUUAUGAUGCAUUCCUUACGGUUAUGAGCCAUAAAAAGGUUUCUUAAAUUGAAAUACAUCCGUCAAAAAUAUCAGAUAUUAAGACACUGAGGUUUCCUAGGAAGCUCAAGCUAUGUUUUCUAGUUUGAAGCUCAAAUUGCUUCGUGUUAUUUAAGGUUCAGCUGGUACAAAUCCAAAAUGUCUUCCAGUUAUUACAUCUUGAUAUUGCACGAUAUUAAAGAUCAGUCUAGGUGUUCAGAUUUCUGCCUUUAGUAUUAUGACUGCUUUUGUAUAAAGGACAGAAUGUUCUUUAGGGAAGGAAUGAUGUGGAUUUUUAUUAGACAGGAUUUCUCUGUUGAGCGUUCCUCUUUUUACUUACAGAGGGACAAAAUGAAUCCACAUAAAGUGUACAAGUUACAAAGUAUUUGAUCACCCUUUAUUUCUUUAAUCUUUAUCCACAUCAAUUACCUCUUUGAUUUGAAAGUUCUUUGAUUCCUUUUUUACAAAUACUAAACCUGUGCAACUACGACCAACCUCUUACAUAAUAGGUGUUUUUUUUUAACAUUGACAUCUCUUAUUGUCUUCUGCCUUUGUACUCUGGCAGAAAUAGAGCAUUUAUUAUUAGAAAAGAUGCAGCAUUUGAAUCUGUUCCUUUGUCACAGCAGUGUUUAUUUAAGAGGUGAUCUCAUAGCCGAGUAAAUUAGAAAUGUUGUUGCGUGAAGUGGACAAAACACUUUCUAAAACAAUGGUUUCACACCUCCGUAAGAGAUUCAUCCUGAGAGAUUUCUGCAGUAAAUGUAGCUCAUUACAUCGCGGUCCAUUUCAGUUGGACAGCGUUGAUUAUAAUUACUGUUCUAACUCACAAGAAGAAAAUAUCUGAGGAUAGUGUUCAUACUAAAAAAUACAACGUUUUAGUGAUUAUUUGCAUCAUUUAACCAGAGGGUAUUUUAAUAAAUGUGGUUUUGAAACAGAUACUAACAUUUUAUUAUGUUAAAUAUAAAGAAAUACAUUGACAUUUAAGAAAAAAGCAUCUUUGAUAAUACAUGAUCUCUCCAUUGCUAUAGAUCUCCAUAGUAUUUCCUAAAAAUCUCCUAUAUUGCUUUUAAAAAGAUCAUAUGAUAUUAAAGGUUAUUAUGUCUCAAAAGGUUAAGGUAUUCACGUGAACUACAACAUGAUUGUGUGAUAUAAUAGAUGCUAGUUUAAUAGCUACUGCUCAAGUAGGGAGCAGUAUUACUAAUACAUUCUGGCUUAUGUAAUGAAAACAAUAAAUCAGCGGUUUUCAGAUGAGCUUAGAAAGAAGUCACCCACUCACCUUCCUUAGUUUUCUUAGUUUUGAUCAUUUGCUGGAUGCCUAAGGGGUUAUGAUAGUUUUUAUCAGACACACAGUGGCUCUUCUUUGUGACCUUCUUUUCGUAAUGGAUGUAAUAUCUCUACUUCUAAUGACUGAGCCUCCCCUUAAACUGUCUUUUGGCUUUUACAAAUCUCAACAAUAAAUAAAUCUGCCAAAUGAAAA
Messenger RNA from Eleginops maclovinus (Patagonian blennie), 2100 nucleotides. It is a transcript of the gene cfap90, whose product is annotated as cilia and flagella associated protein 90. The transcript has 3 exons. The coding region runs from base 83 to 496 and encodes 137 amino acids. NCBI's taxonomy places the organism in Eukaryota, Metazoa, Chordata, Actinopteri, Perciformes, Eleginopidae. The record is from RefSeq and is a predicted model, not a curated record.